AGAUAAAGAAAAGAGAAUAAGGUAGAGGGCGACAGGGGUGAUCCAUAGGGACGAAGGGAGGAAGAAAGGGAGCGAACUCAUUCAUUUCCACGUCGUGCCCUGUGUCCCGUGCGGGCUCGCUGUGCCGCGCCGGGGCUCGUCAGUGGACUAAGUCUCGCGCAGGCUUGGAGCACAUCGCACGCUGCCACAUUCUUCCACACGGCGAGAUUUCGCGCCAGUGGCGGUCCGUUUCGCGCUCCUCCAAGCAAACGACAGUCGAAGGUCCAGCGGAGCAUCACGGGCACCGAGUUCGCCGAGGAGCCACGCGAAAGACGCGCCGCAUCUCCCGCCACACACACACACACACACACACACACACAGACACCAGGCAAGGACCAUGGAGAGCGCAGGCAACGGCUCGGACGCGGGUUACCGGAGCCAACUCCCCGUGCUCUUCAACAGCAGCAGCCUCUGUGUGAACUUCACCGGCGGCAACAACAACACCUCGCGCUUGGCGGAGGUGGGAUGCGACAGGGAGAGCGCACUGACCGGCCGCUUGGACGAAGACGACGCCAACCCGGUCAUCAUAGCGAUUGUUAUCACUGCCCUCUAUUCCAUAGUGUGCGCGGUGGGGCUGGUUGGAAACGUGCUGGUUAUGUACAUCAUCGUCAGGUACACUAAAAUGAAGACAGCCACCAACAUCUAUAUCUUUAAUCUGGCUCUGGCUGACGCCCUGGUCACCAGCACGCUACCGUUCCAAAGCGUCAACUAUCUGAUGGGGACCUGGCCGUUUGGGGACAUGCUCUGCAAGAUGGCGAUGUCCAUCGACUACUACAACAUGUUCACCUCUAUCUUCACUCUCACCACCAUGAGCAUCGACCGCUAUGUUGCUGUGUGCCACCCCGUCAAAGCGCUGGACUUCAGGACACCCCGCAACGCCAAGAUUGUCAAUGUCUGCAACUGGAUUCUCUCCUCCGCCAUUGGGUUGCCCGUUAUGUUCAUGGCCUCCACUGCUGCCACUUCCUCCAAUAUUGUUGACUGCAAGCUGAUUUUCCCCCACCCAUCCUGGUACUGGGACACCCUGCUGAAGAUCUGUGUGUUCAUCUUUGCCUUCAUCAUGCCUGUCCUCAUCAUCACCGUCUGCUACGGCCUCAUGAUCCUGCGGCUCAAGAGUGUGCGCAUGCUGUCCGGGUCCCAGGAGAAGGACAGGAACCUGCGUCGGAUCACGCGCAUGGUCCUGGUGGUGGUCGCUGUCUUCAUUGUCUGCUGGACACCCAUUCACAUCUUUGUCAUCAUCACAACUCUCAUCGACAUCCCCAGCUCCACGCUCCAGACUAUCACCUGGCACUUCUGCAUCGCCCUGGGCUACACCAACAGCAGUCUGAACCCGGUUCUUUACGGCUACCUGGAUGAAAACUUCAAGCGUUGUUUCCGUGAGUUCUGCACCCCGAGUCCCUCCGUGCUGGAGAUACAGAACUCGUCCCGGACCGGAGCCACUAGCCGCAAGCUCCCACAGCGGGAUCACAACAGUGCAAACACUGGAGAAAGGUCCAAUCAACAGGUAUGACUAGCCUUGGAGGGGUCGUCGGUGGACUCUCGCUGUUGUGACGAUCUCAACUCUGAGGUCACACAGGUCACCACAGGGCUCUGACCUCACACACACACGCACACACGCACACACACACACACACACACACACAGGGCAGAAGUCUCUUACUUAAACAGAUACGUACAUGGGUCAAACUAGACAAGAAAUAGUCUAUGACCUCCUAAUUGAAGAAGCUGUUAAAUUGUACAUUAAAUCUACUAAAACUUUACACAUUUUUGGGAUUAUCAUUGUUACCAAAAUGUAGACUAUUCAAUUCAAUUUCAAUUCAAUUUUAAUUGUAUAGCGCCAAAUCACAACGCACUGUACACUAUCUCCAGGCACUUUACCAAGUAAGGUCCACUCUAGACAGAAUACAGUAUGUGCAGUACACAUGGACACAUUGACUGAUCUAUAAAAGCCGUGUUCACAAGCCCCUAAUGUGAUGAUGUUCUGUUCUGCCUGCAGUGCUGCCUCAUUGAACUAAUCGUCGUGUCACAACCUUCAUCUUAUCAUUUAUUCUCUUGACUGUUUUUGUCUUACGUUUGCUGAUUUGUCUUUCCUGACAGUUUUCUUUCUUAACCAUUCGCACAUGUGACAGGACAAAGGUUAUAAAGGCUCUGUGACUCUCACACAAAGGCAUAAGAGGACAAAAGGGACUUUCAUAGACACUCCAACUGUGCUUUUCAUCCUUCUUUUAUAAGGAUGCAACUAUUCUCCAUUGACUUAUCUGCAUGGCACCAUUCUUGUCUUGACCACUUCAAGAGGAUUGACAGAGUACAACUGUGCUCUCUCUUCUCAACCCACCUAACCCGUCAUUUACUGUCCUCUCUGUCUGCAUCCUUUCCGUUAAUUUCCUUUCCCUUCUACUUUGUCUCUGUAAAUACGUUCUCUACCCGGUUGCUGGACUUGCCAGCAAGUUGACAGACAGUAGAGCAUUGAAUGUUCCUCUCUGUUGAAUUUUCUGAAUGUACAUAAAAGAGACCAGUUGUGUUUUUCACUCUGGAUCCUUGCGCUGAACUGUGGAUCCUCAAACCAGCAAAGAAGGCACAUCAGCCCAUUUGCACAGCGGACACAGCGUCCUGUUGUGGCAUAUAGUAUGGACAUAUGGUUCCAUCAGUGUAACGACGCCUUAACAGCCAUUGCUGCGGAUGAGGGGUUUUAAUGAAGUAAUUCCUUCUCUGAAAAAUGACUCAGAUGAGCCAGGCAGGAUUGUAUUUUGUUAUAUUUAGAAUUGCUCGUGCUUAUGUGUUGUGCUGUAUGCUCUACUUGUCAGUUGCCUUUUUGGGAGCUUGAUAUCCUCUGCACCAGUAUCUUUUUUCUAAAGGUCUGUGAAGAUUUCAAUUUUAAAUUGGCAGAAAGUGGACCAGAAUGUCAUUCUGCUUCUGAAUAUAAAUAUUGUCAAUAUCAAAUCUGCCCUGUUAACUGAAGAGGUAUAUGUUAAUCAGAGGACAAUGUGUAUAAAAACUUAAAUUGUGAAUAUGAAAAUGUAUACCAAGUUGAACCUUGAUAACUGUUUCACACCCAUCAUAAGUGUCAGGUUUUUCAGUUAAUUAUUAACAACACAAAGUAGAUGGUUAUUAUUUCAAGUCAGCCACCAGCUACAAUGACAAAAUAAAGAAAUAUUGUCCAAAUUGUCUUCUGAUUUAAAAAUGACUUAUCACAAACAUAGCAGCAGGACUUCUAUCAAGUCAAUGCAUCACGUGUGCAGAGGAAAAUAACAUGGUGUACUGGUAUGGAGGGAAGAAACAACGAUGCUUCAUCAUCUUCCCACACUUUGAUGCUGUAGGCUACAUAAACUUAUGAAUCAAGUUUUCUGUAGAUUUAUGAGGCAGCGAGCUCAUACAGCUACAGUGAGCCCAAAGACUUCUGUCAGUAACUACAAGCUACAUACACUGUCUAACAAAAGGUGACAUUUGGCAUUCAUGUGCUAUGUAUAAUUCAGUGUCACAAUAUGCUCUUUGAGGUAAAUUUAUAUAAAAUGAAUCCAAUGCUAUCAUUGAUCCAGUGUACUCAUAUAAUUUGCUUGUUUACAUGACUUAUGCCUCAACCAUGACUUUUUGAAAUGGCCUUUUCUUGUCUAUCUAAUGUACAGUAAUAAGUAAUUUGUAUUUCAUGACUUGCAUGCUGUAACACGUCAUAUAUAAUUUAACAUAUACUACAUAUAACUGUUCAUCAGUGCAUUGUCUGUGGAAUAAAAUGUCAUUCUAGAUUUAA
Molecule: messenger RNA, 3781 nt
Organism: Scophthalmus maximus (turbot)
Lineage: Eukaryota; Metazoa; Chordata; Actinopteri; Pleuronectiformes; Scophthalmidae
Gene: oprm1
Product: opioid receptor, mu 1
Exons: 6
Coding region: 377-1546 (389 amino acids)
Biological process (GO): sensory perception of pain; G protein-coupled opioid receptor signaling pathway; neuropeptide signaling pathway
Cellular component (GO): neuron projection; membrane
Molecular function (GO): neuropeptide binding; morphine receptor activity; G-protein beta-subunit binding
Source: RefSeq, a predicted model, not a curated record